AUGAAGUUCACAGGCUCUAUCCUUUUGACUGCUGCUGCCCUUGCAGGCCAUGCCAGUGCCUUCUAUGGUCAAAUGGCCGCCUCUGCCUAUGAAGAGAACGAGGGCGGUAUUUUCCAGAUCAUCUAUCUGACCGACUACAACACCGGCUCGACUUACUCGGGUACUCUGUACGGAGGCUUCAAUGAUUGCACUAGCUCUGAAUGCACUGUUGACUUCUAUGAAACCAGUGCUGGUGGCUAUGACUUCCCUGCUCUGAUGUGGCGUACUAGCGACGGAUGCCACAACAUUGACUUUGAGGGUGCUUUUGAUGCUGGUCAUGGUUACUGCUGUGGCUCGCUGCCAUGUGACUUCAGCACCUAA
Messenger RNA from Penicillium malachiteum, 360 nucleotides. RefSeq lists its product as uncharacterized. Bases 1 to 360 code for a protein of 119 amino acids. The transcript has 2 exons. The record is from RefSeq and is a predicted model, not a curated record. NCBI's taxonomy places the organism in Eukaryota, Fungi, Ascomycota, Eurotiomycetes, Eurotiales, Aspergillaceae.